AUGUCUUUGACCUAUUACGUGCCCACGACGCCUGAUCCAAGGGCGUCAGGCCUCCCCAACACGGCCAAACGCGUCUUGGACCUACUAUUCUUUUUCAACCCCGAAUGCAUCCCAAAAUCACUGCUUACUCCACCCGAGAAUGUGGUGGAGAAUCAGUGGUAUAAUUUCCUCAGAGACGAAGAAGAGCUCGACAGGGCCAUCGCCGCGCUUGUCGAACGGUCCAUUGUUCGCGUAGACGAUAGUGGCAACCUCGUACUAUCUGUCCUCGAACCCUUCACAGGAAUUGAGGACGACCAGGUCAGCCCUGCAUUUAGUCAUGCCAUUCGAAUCUUCGACAAAUUUCUACCCGACGAUUUCCAGCCAGGCCACGAUUCGUUCAAGGCAAGCCAGGUUGUGCUCCCGCACAUCAUUCGAACUAUUGAAGUGAUGCAACAUAUUGAGGUUCGGGUGAGAAGGAAAGUAGAAUGGAUGGAACUUGUUUUGCGAGCAGGCCGGUAUGCUCAAGAGAACCAACAGCCAGGCCUUGCUAAGUAUUUCAUCGAUUACAUUUCGAUGGAAAUCUCAGUCCCUGUGUUUGGAGCGAGAAUGACUCCCGACUUCCUCUCAAGGAUGUAUACUCUGCAGGGCCACGCCCAGAUUGAACUUUGCCACCCACGUGCUGCCCUGGCUACGCUCAAGCGCGUUCUUCAGAUCGAGGAGGAUCGAUAUGGUCCCAAGUCAAUGGGUGUGGCAAAAGCAUGUGACUCCAUUGCCUACGCUUACACUGAGAUUGGAAACACCAAUGAAGCAUCGGUGUUUAUACGCAGAGCGGAUGCCAUCUAUGCGGAUAAGGCCCGAUACUUCGGCACAGAGGGUGCUCAGCAGUCUAACAUGACCCCUCGAGCUCAAGCUAUCCACUCACUUGUACAUCUCAGAGCAGGACGAAUUGAUGAAGCUAUCAGCACUCUCCGGAAGUUCUGGAGUGAGCGGCAUAUGACAAUUGAUUGCGUUGACCCAUCGCCAGAUACAAACUACGGCGGGGAUAUGAUCCUUUUCGCUCGUAUUUGCUGGGCACAAGGCAAGGCUGUAGAAGCCCAGGAGCUGGCCUCGUAUUCCAUCACCAUGAGACGCGCUUUUUACGGACCGCAUGGGGGUGCCAGGGUGGCUGACUCGCUCUUCCUGGUUGCUCACAUACAGUACUAUCGCGGGUUGACUGAGAUAUCGUCGAUUGUUUUGAGACGAAUCAUCGAUAUGGGCGAGACAAACAACCGUGAGUUGGAUCCCCAUAUCGCUAGAGCCUACUGGUUUCUUGCUCGAAACUUGGAGAGCCUUGGCGCGGAUGCUGCCACAGUGUUGGACCUCAGAGCCAGGGCACUCACCAUUCGGCACACGAUUAGAAAUCACGAGUGGCCGACUGAGAACACAGAUGAGGCCUUCAUGAAAUUGGUCACUUAUAUGCUUUGGUAA
This is a messenger RNA of Clonostachys byssicola, 1446 nucleotides long. The record is from the annotation of a GenBank genome assembly. Lineage: Eukaryota; Fungi; Ascomycota; Sordariomycetes; Hypocreales; Bionectriaceae.